Molecule: messenger RNA, 3513 nt
Organism: Chlamydomonas reinhardtii
Lineage: Eukaryota; Viridiplantae; Chlorophyta; Chlorophyceae; Chlamydomonadales; Chlamydomonadaceae
Exons: 17
Coding region: 45-2918 (957 amino acids)
Cellular component (GO): nucleus
Molecular function (GO): zinc ion binding; protein binding; histone methyltransferase activity
Source: RefSeq, a predicted model, not a curated record
CUAGGCGCUCAGAAACAUAUAUAGAUAGUAGCAGAUGUGAUAAAAUGGCGACCAUCCAGCUCACAGACCAGCAGCGCAAGGUUCUGCACGAGGUCGCCUGCACAACCGCAGCGCCGGUGCUGGACACAGCAUCUAAGGACAAAAUCAAGCAGCUGCUGGACGACUAUGAUAUGCGGAAGGCGGCCAUGGGCAGCAAGCCUGGCGCCAACAUGGUCUUGCCGGGGCAGGUGUUGGGCGAGGCAGGGCCCUUCCUAGACUACGGGCACCCGCCGGGGGUGGCGUUGGGCGACAAGUUCAAGGACCGGGGACAAGUCAUGGUGGCAGGCGUGCACGGCACAACCGUGAGGGGCAUUCACGCGCCGAAUGCCGGCUCCGAGCAUUUCGUCCGUGGCGCCUACUCGGUGCUCAUGAGCGGCGUGUAUGUGGAUGACGAGGACAUGGGGGAGGCCUUCUGGUACACGGGCGAGGGCGGUAUGGACGGAAAGAAGCAGGUCAAGGACCAGCAAAUGGCCUCGGGCUCCAACGCCGCCCUGAAGAACAACUGCGACACCCGCACGCCUGUGCGCGUGGUGCGCGGCUUCGUGCAAGAGGCCGGCGGCGGCGAGGGCGGCGGCGGCGGCGAGGGCGGCGGCGGCGCCAAGAAGGGGAAGGGCGGCAAGGGCGGCGGCAAGAAGGAGAAGGGGCUGGUGUACGAAGGGUUGUACCUGGUGCUGGAGUGCAAAAUGGAGCCCUCCAAGGACGGGCCGCAGGUGUGCAAGUUCCUGAUGCACGGCCUGCCCGGACACAGCACCGUCAGCGCCAAGGUGGAGUACAACAUCUUCGGCAACGCCGGCAGCGCCUACAGCCUGCACGCGCGGCGGCUGGCGGGCGCCGGCGCACCCGCGGGCGGCAAGCGGGCGCGCAAGGCCGCGCAGGAUGAGAAGGCGCGAGAGCUGGCGCGGCAGUGGAUGCUGUCAGAGAUCCGGCGGCAGUACCCGGGUCCGGAGCUGCAGCUGGAGGACGUGAGCGGCGGCCAGGAGGCGGUGCCCAUACCCGUCAUCAACCAGGUCAACUCGGAGCGGCUGCCCACCGACUUCGCCUACACGCGCGAGUACGCCUGGGCGCCCGGCGUGUACCAGCUGGUGGCUCCGGCGCUGCGCCUGGCGGACGAGGAGAUGCUGCAGUUCAGCCGCGAGGGCGACCGCGGCGGCGUGUGCGGCAUAGCCUUCAACCGACACAUCGCAGCACUGGACCGCAGGCUGGAGCAGGAGGGCAGGCUGCCGCAGGGCUAUGAGGCGCACCUGGAGGAGCAGUACAACGCCGCCGGCUGCCUGAUGGUCACCGACCCCUGCGGCGUGCACGAGUGCGGCGACGGCUGCAGCGCCAAGGCAUGCCGCCGCAACAUGCAGCUGAGCGCCGGCGUGCAGUUGCCGCUGGAGGUGUUCAUGACGGAGAGCAAGGGCUGGGGCGUGCGGUGUCGCGAGGAAGUGCCCGCGGGCGCCUUCGUGUGCUGCUACGUGGGGCAGCUCAUCACCGAUGCCAUGGCGGAGGUGCGCAAGGGUGUGGACCACUACCUCUUCGACCUCGACUUCUUCGCACACAUCUACGCGGAGAUUGCGGAGAAGGGGAUGCAGGCCGUGGCGGAGGAGAUCCCGCUGCACAAGAUCCCGCCGGUGCUGUCGGUUGGCAUGAUCCGGCAGGCGCAGAUCAACGCAGCCGACGCCGCGCGGCGACUGCCCGAGCAGCAGCCGCAGCAGCAGCAGCCGCAGCAGCAGCAACAACAACCGGCGGCAGGCGGCGCGGCGCCCGGGGGCGCGGCCGCGGGGGAGCAGGCGGCAGGCGGCGCGGAGGGCGGCGGCGCGUACGGCGGCGGCGGCGCCGCCGCCGCCGCCACGGCGGCCGGAACGGCACCCGGGGCCGGGGACAACAUGGACGGAGUGGAGGGGCCAGCCGCGCAGCGGAGCGGCGGCGAGGAGGCGGCGGCUGGGCCGGGCAGCAGCGGCGCCGCCGGCGGGUGCGGCUACCGGCUCGACGGCAUGGUGACGCGGGAAGGGCUGGCGCAGGCGGCGCACGCGCUGGCUGAGGCCUGCGACGCGCUGGCUCGCUCCGUCGCCGACGGCGCCUCCACCAACCUAGGCGGCGAGAACAUCCUGGCCGCGAUUGAGGCGGCCAAGGCGCGCGCCGCCGCCGCCGCCACCACGUCUGGUGGCGCCGCCGCCGCAGACCAACACCAACUGGAGCAGCUAGACCGGGCGGCGGCGCUGGCGGCGGCGUCGAAGGCGGCGGCCGACGCCGUGAAGGCCGGCGACCCGGGCGCCUUCUACCUGCAGCCCAUCAUCAGCCGAGAUGAGGAGAAGGCGGCGGAGCGGGCCGCAGCCGCCGCCGCGGCGGCGGCCGCGGCGGCGGGGGUGCCGCCGGCGCUGCCGUCAACAAGCGACGUCGGGAACGGCGGGACGACGGGGUCAGGAGGAGGCGGCGGCGCCUUCAGCAACCGGGGGCCGGCGGGAUGCGCGGUGGGCUCGCCGCGCGCGCUGGCGGCGCGGUCGGGCAUGGAGGCGGCGGCGCAGGCGGCGGGGGGUGCGGCAUCCGGGCCAGUGGCGGGCCCGGGCGCGGUAGAGGACCACGGCGAGGAGUAUGCGCCCAUGCUGGUCAUCGAUGCGCGAACCACGGGCAACGUGGGCCGCUUCAUCAACCACUCCUGCGACGGCAACCUGACCAUCCAGGCCGUGUUCGCGGGCGUGUACCGCUCCACGCUGCUCUACCACGUCGGCCUUUACGCGUGCCGCAACAUUCCGCAACUAGAAGAGUUGUCCUACAACUACGGCUACCACAAGCAGCAACAACAGCAGCAGCAGGCGCAGCGGGGCGGCGCGGCGGAGAAGCAGUUUGUGAUGCAGUGCAACUGCGGCGCGGUGGGGUGCAUCGGGAACCUGAUGUGAUCAGGUGUGCCCGAUUGAGGUGCAGACCGGCAGCCGUGCGAGAGAGCGCACGGGCGGGUAGAAGCAAUGGAUGGCGCUCCAAAUGGGUUGGCGAUUGCUCGACUGGAAGAAUCCUCCGCCGCUCGCAGCGGGUAACCGUAAGCAUCGAUGGGGGCUUAGGAACGGGCACUGUGCACAGAUGGGUUGUGUUCGUUAGCCAAUUGCUGCCAGUUUCAGGUCGUCGGUGCAGGGCAAUUUAGUAGAUACUCAGGCAUGCGCUCAAGCUGUUGCGCACGGAGUGGACGGCAUGGCGAGCUGGGCGAUAGGUGGCCUCGUACGCAAAAUGGCGCUGAAACAUUGGGCUGAAACGUGGACAGGAGCGUGGGUCAGAGCGUGGGUGUGGGGUCAGGAAUGUGAUGUUGCAUGCCAAACACGGUCUUACUUGGCAUGCAUCCGUGGCAACAUUCAUGCUUGGUCCGUGUGCUUGUUGGGCUCCUCCGCUCCAGCCGAGGACGUACGGCGCAUCACCAGUUGUUGAUGGAGCGGACCAGUACCUGUGCUGGUCUGCAGGCGGCAACUAAUGCAACAAGGGCACGCAGAUAAACAUCCAGCCCAA